Molecule: messenger RNA, 1205 nt
Organism: Gossypium raimondii (Peruvian cotton)
Lineage: Eukaryota; Viridiplantae; Streptophyta; Magnoliopsida; Malvales; Malvaceae
Product: peroxidase N1
Exons: 3
Coding region: 32-1012 (326 amino acids)
Biological process (GO): response to oxidative stress; hydrogen peroxide catabolic process
Cellular component (GO): plasmodesma; plant-type cell wall
Molecular function (GO): heme binding; peroxidase activity
Source: RefSeq, a predicted model, not a curated record
UACCUUCUUUCUCUUUGUUGCUUUACACCCAAUGGAGAUGAAUUGUUUCAACCAUAGAGUCUUCUUACUUACCCUAUUGCUACCCAUAGUUGUCAUCUUAGUGGAAGGCCAAGGCACUCGAGUUGGGUUCUACUCGACCUCAUGCCCUAAAGUCGAGUCCAUCGUAAGCUCAACGGUCCAAUCUCAUUUCAAGUCGGAUCCAACUAUUGCUCCGGGGUUGCUUCGCAUGCACUUCCAUGACUGCUUUGUACAAGGGUGUGAUGGUUCCAUACUGAUCGAUGGGCCUAAUGCCGAGAAAACUGCACCACCGAACCAAUUGUUGAGAGGAUACGAAGUUAUCGAUGAUGCCAAGACUCAACUUGAAUCUGUAUGUCCCGGAGUUGUUUCGUGUGCCGAUAUUCUAGCCCUUGCUGCUCGCGAUUCCGUAGUUCUGACCAGUGGAGCGAGUUGGGCAGUGCCUACUGGACGUCGAGACGGAACGGUUUCACAAUCAUCUGAUGCUAACAAUUUGCCGGGCUUCCGUGAUACCGUAAAUGUGCAAAAGCAAAAAUUUGCAGACAAGGGUCUCAACACUCAAGAUCUUGUCACCCUUGUUGGAGGACACACAAUCGGCACCGCUGCUUGCCAAUUCUUCAGCUACAGGCUUUACAACUUCACUUCAACUGGAGCUGAUCCUUCGAUAAAUCCCGCAUUUGUUUCCCAGCUUCAAGCACUUUGCCCUCAGAACGGUGACGGGUCACGGCGAAUCGGACUCGACAACGGCAGCGCCAACAAGUUCGACACUUCUUUCUUCGCUAAUUUAAGGGAUGGCAAAGGAAUACUUGAAUCCGAUCAAAGAUUAUGGACCGACAAUUCGACCAAGACGUUUGUGCAACGUUUCUUGGGCGUUAGAGGGUUGCUUGGAUUGACCUUCAACGUUGAAUUUGGUAAAUCCAUGGUGAAGAUGAGCAACAUUGGAGUGAAAACGGGAACUGCUGGUGAAAUCCGCAAAGUAUGUUCUAAAGUUAACUAAAAUGAACAUUGAAGAUUAAGAAUAAUGCUAUCUACACAAGUGGCUGAUCAAAGGGAAGUGCUUGAGUGUAUACAAGUUUAAGUCUUUGUUUAGAAAAAACACAAUCAUUUAGGACAAGAUUUGUCUUGUCUCUGGUUAAGUUGUCACUGUCUUAAUUAUAUAAUAUAUGAAUCGAGUGAAACAUUUUAAAGCA